UACUACUUCUUCUUCUUCUUCCUUCCUUUCCUUCUCUCUCCUUUUUGACUUUGUGGGUCUCAUUCUUAAUCCUUUUAAACCCACCUUCCUUCGUUGAACAAAUAAACAUAUUUUGAAAAAAAGAAAAACAAAACUUUGUCCCAUUUUUCUAAUUAAAUUCCCUUUUAUCCAUUUCCCAUUUCUCCAUUUUUAAUCCAACCCCCCUUUUCUUUUUCUUACCCACAAAAUCUCUCUCAAAUCUUCUCCUACUUUCCAACCUAACCCUCUCAUGAAUUUCACUUUCCAAACCCGCCUUCCCCCUUAUUCCUUCCUUCUCUCUGUAAUGCCGCUUCUUCUCAAAGACUAUCAAAUUAGAUUCAAGAUAAUCGCACCAUUCCCAGAUGAUUUGAAACAGAGGCGUUCUGUUUUCUGUUCUGAUUUGAUUUGAUUCCUCUGUUCUCGUUUCAGGUUAUUGGUUAUCUGUUCUUCUGUUGUACGGUGGGAAAGGUCAAAGCAGUAAAUUUUUCAUUAUUCCGCGUUUAUCAUCGAUUGAUAAUUGAAAAGUGGGAAAGAUCUGAUUGUUUACUGUCAUGCUGUCAAGUUCUUGCUUAAGUUUGUUAGAGUUAUCAUCUACGGAUAUGUUGGAUUUUCCUCCUACACCGAGAACGGUACCACGGGUGAUGACUGCUUCUGGAAUAUUUUCGGAUAAGGACAGAGAUUCGGAAGUUUCCUCCUCUAAAUGCCGAGGGAGAAAAAUUAUCGUGGCAAAUUUUCUCCCUCUUCAUUCUAAAAAGGAUCCAGAUUCUGGAAAAUGGAGCUUCAGUUUUGAUGAGGAUUCGCUUUUGCUUCAGCUGAAGGAUGGAUUCUCACCUGAUGUAGAUGUUAUAUAUGUUGGAUCGUUAAAGGUCGAUGUCGAUAUCCGAGAGCAAGAUGAGGUUUCUCAGAAAUUGCUGGAGGAAUUCAACUGUGCACCGACUUUCAUUCCUACGUACCUUCAGAAACAAUUCUAUCAUGGAUUCUGCAAGCAACAUUUGUGGCCACUUUUUCAUUACAUGAUGCCGAUUUCCCCUUAUCAUGGAUCUCGCUUUGAUCGACAUCUUUGGCAAGCGUACCUUUCAGCCAACAAAAGGUUUGCAGAUAAAGUGAUGGAGGUAAUCAAUUUAGAAGAAGAUUAUGUCUGGAUUCAUGAUUACCACCUUAUGGUUCUCCCUACUUUUUUGAGAAAACGCUACAGUCGAAUUAAGCUUGGAUUCUUCCUUCAUAGUCUGUUUCCCUCAUCAGAAAUCUAUCGAACUCUCCCUGUUAGAGACGAGAUUCUAAGAGCAUUACUUAAUGCAGACCUAAUUGGUUUCCAUACAUUCGAUUAUGCUCGCCACUUCCUAUCUUGUUGUAGUAGACUACUUGGUUUAGAGUAUGAAUCUAAACGUGGAUAUCUCACGCUCGAGUAUUUUGGCCGUACAAUAUACAUCAAGAUUUUGCCUGUUGGAGUUCAUAUGGGUCGACUUGAGUCUGCAUUAAAUCAACCACACACUUCAAUCAAGGUCAAGGAAAUCAAAGAAAACCUCAAAGGAAAAAAACUUAUUCUUGGUGUUGAUGACAUGGACAUAUUUAAAGGUAUUGGUCUGAAGCUAUUAGCUAUGGAACAGCUCUUGAACCAGCAUCCAGAAUUAAGGGGCAAUGUCAUUCUCGUGCAAAUUCUAAAUCCAGCACGGAGUAAUGGUAAUGAUGUCCAGGAAGCGAAACGGGAAACUUAUGAGAUCACCAAAAGGAUUAACAAGGUUUUCGGUUCUCCGGGAUAUGAACCUGUAAUCUUGAUUGAUCAUCCUAUUUCUCCUCACGAGAAGAUUGCAUAUUAUGUAUUAGCAGAGUGCUGCAUUGUAAAUGCUCUCAGGGAUGGUAUGAACUUAGUUCCCUAUGAGUACAUUGUUUGUCGACAGGGAACUUCAAAAAUGGAUGAAGUCUUGGAAGUCUCCCCGGAUUCACCUCGUACCAGCACAAUUGUGGUAUCGGAAUUUAUAGGUUGUUCACCAUCUCUAAGUGGUGCGGUCAGGGUAAAUCCCUGGGAUUUUGAUGCUGUAGCUGAUGCACUUUAUGCAGCUGUCUCCAUGCCUGCUUUAGAGAAGCAACUGAGGCACGAAAAGCAUUACCGAUAUGUUAGCUCUCACGAUGUUGCUUACUGGGCUCGCAGUUUCUCGCAAGAUUUGGAACGGGCAUGCCGAGAACAUUACAGUAAACGUUGCUGGGGCAUUGGUUUCGGUUUAGGGUUUAGAAUCUUGUCACUUUCUCCAAGUUUCAGGAAGCUUUCUAUUGAGCACAUUGGCUCUGCCUAUAGGAGUGCCUCUAGGAGGGCAAUAUUUUUGGAUUACGACGGGACUGUGGUUUCGGAAACUUCGUUGGUUAAGUCUCCAUCACCUGAAGUUAUUUCUAUCAUCAACAACCUUUGCAUGGAUUCAAAGAACACCGUUUUUAUAGUUAGUGGCAGGGGGAAAGAUUCUCUUGGUGCAUGGUUUGCUUCGUGUAAGAAUCUAGGUAUUGCUGCCGAACAUGGAUACUACUUGAGGUGGAAGAAGGACUCUGAUUGGGAAGUUAGUUCAUUAGCUGAAAACUUCGAUUGGAAAAGGAUUGCAGAACCUGUGAUGAAACUAUACACUGAGGCAACAGAUGGCUCAUACAUAGAGACCAAAGACAGCGCAUUGGUAUGGCACCAUCAAGAUGCUGACCCUUAUUUCGGUUCAUGUCAGGCCAUGGAGCUUUUGGACCACCUUGAAAAUGUCCUUGCCAAUGAACCCGUUGUUGUUAAAAGAGGUCAGCAGAUCGUUGAAGUUAAACCUCAGGGUGUGACUAAAGGACUAGUAGCUGAAAGAGUUCUUUCCACAAUGAUCAGUUCUAAUAAAGCACCUGACUUUGUGCUGUGCAUUGGAGAUGAUCGAUCAGACGAAGACAUGUUCGAGAGCAUAUCGAGCAAAAGCUAUAGCUCAUCCCUUGCUAGCCCUCCAAAGAUAUUUGCCUGUACUGUGGGGCAAAAGCCUAGCAAAGCCAAAUACUAUUUAGAUGAUACCACUGAUGUUUUGACCCUGCUUCAAAGCCUGGCCACCCCUUCUACCCGGAAACUGAGGCCGAGUUUUGAAACUCGUGUUUUGUUUGAGGAUGAUAUUUGAUGCAAAAGAUCCAAUCUACCGUUAUGCACUCGAUUGAGCAAGUGCUUGCUUUCAUGAUGGGAAUGCUUCUUUCAGUUGAUGCCCUUAUUCCAUCCUUCACUUUUUUAAAAUAUCAGCCUGGAGAACGAACCUUUACCGAGUCGGGAUCUGUCUCGAUAACCCGACUUUUUCCCACAGUCUCUGUUGCCAAUGGAUUGACUUCAGGAAGAUAAUUGCGGCUAGAACAAGUUGGUUUGGUGGGGUGUAAAUAACUUCUUUCGUUCUUCUCUUCUCCCGGAUUCUAGAGUCGCAGAACAAGAUCCAUUGCAACCUAGGAAUGGUAUAAGUUGUUCUUUUUGUUCUUGUUUCUAGUUUCUUUUGUUCUUUUUGUUCUUUUUAUUUUUCUUUUUUUGACAGAUAUAGUGAACAGGUUUUAGAUACAAAUUACAAUUAGCCACAUAGGUUUGUACAAUUGAACUUGUUUAGUUCUUACAGGAUAACCAUUCUUUUUA
Cucumis melo (muskmelon) is the source of this 3628-nucleotide messenger RNA. Its product is annotated as probable alpha,alpha-trehalose-phosphate synthase [UDP-forming] 10. Gene Ontology annotation, cellular component: cytosol. Gene Ontology annotation, molecular function: catalytic activity. The record is from RefSeq and is a predicted model, not a curated record. The transcript has 5 exons. Lineage: Eukaryota; Viridiplantae; Streptophyta; Magnoliopsida; Cucurbitales; Cucurbitaceae. Gene Ontology annotation, biological process: trehalose biosynthetic process. The coding region runs from base 570 to 3137 and encodes 855 amino acids.